This is a messenger RNA of Caenorhabditis sp. 36 PRJEB53466, 2847 nucleotides long. NCBI's taxonomy places the organism in Eukaryota, Metazoa, Nematoda, Chromadorea, Rhabditida, Rhabditidae. The record is from the annotation of a GenBank genome assembly.
AUGAUUCGCUAUCGUCGUCGACUGCUGCUCUCCGCAGACAAUCGGAAGCUCCGCACCCAGAUCUCCGUCGUUUUGCUCUCCGGAGCACUGUUUUUCGCCGUCGCGCUUCUGCCCUACAUAAGAACAGGUGAGAGAAAUCUUUGAACUACCGCCUCCCGAAUUCGCCUCCCAAACAUCAAAUCGAAUACUGCUAAUGCGUAUGUGCGGGGCAAUCCCUCACCGGAAGCGAGUUCUUGACACACAUGACUCGUCGUGAUUCGCCGAAUACAUACGGGUCUGUGUUCCAGAUAUCGGCGCCGUCGUCGAAGACGUCCGAGUGCUCAGGAAGCGGCGAUCCGUCGAAUAUGAGUUCGAUGACUGCCGACCACGCAUCCAGCCGGGCUGUAAGUACCAGGAAGUUCGGGCAGGUGGAAAUUGAUGAGCAAUGCGCGCAGAAAUGAAUUAUUCAACUCUUUUUCACUUCUGCGAAGAUUCUCUGAAAGUGUGUGUGUGGGCUCUUCGACAUCACAAGUUGAUCCGAUAAGACUCUGAAAUCAUCGCGUGAAUGCUCAUUUCGAGAGCAGUUCCCUUGCGUCAAAACAAAUUUCGCUUCAUCCGGAAUACUUUAUCAGUCUGUGUAUACAUCAAUUUUAUGAGCGGUCGCAUCCAAGAGAGUACACACUCUUAGCUCCAAAGUAAUCAAGUAUUCGCUACGUGCGGAUUGCCAGAAAGCCAGAAAGCCAGAAGAUCCAGACGGACAUUUCAUACCGUUUCCAGCUGCUUCCGGCAAUUCCUCCCAGUUUCCGGCCGACUUCUUCUCGAUGCACACCCGUCGACGUGGCGGCGUCAUUGUGCACAUUGGUCUUCUGAUCUACAUGUUCGUGGCACUUGCCAUAGUUUGCGACGAGUUCUUCGUUCCGUCGCUCUCAGUUAUUACUGAAGCGGUUGGUUGCGGAUAAAGUAUCGGUAUUUUUUGCACUCAAACAUUUCAGCUCUCAAUAUCAGAUGACGUGGCAGGGGCCACAUUCAUGGCUGCCGGUGGUUCGGCGCCCGAGUUUUUCACUUCGCUCUUCGGAGUUUUCAUAGCACAAGACAACGUCGGAGUGGGAACUAUUGUUGGUAAGGGUUCCCGUGCUCACAGUGCUUAGCUCAAAGUCCAACAGGUUCUGCCACUUUCAACAUUCUCUGCGUGCUUGCAUUCUGCACACUCUUCUCCAGACAAGUGCUUCAUUUGACCUGGUGGCCCUUGUUCCGUGACAUGUCCUUUUACACUCUCUCUUUAUUCCUACUUCUCUUAUUUUUCGAAGAUGAAUUGAUCGAAUGGCACGAGGUAUGACUCCCAGAAGGAUCCAGAAGUUCAUUUGAUCCUAAUCCUAACCACCUUCCAGGCCCUGAUCAUGUUCAUCAUCUACAUUGCUUACGGAAUUUUUAUGAAAUACAAUGGGUUGUUGGAGUUGAAAACUAAACAGUUUCUGUUCCGAAAAGUGGGAAUCGGAAGUGAUGUUGUACCAAUUACAACAGUCGCCACCGUUGGCGGAACCCCGCGGAGCCCGCACAGUUUGGGUGCUCAGGGACCGAGGAGGAGUUUUCCGAUGAUUCAUGGAGGGCAAGAAGUGAGAAAGAGCAUUGCUCAGCUGGUGAUUGGAGAUGAAGACGAGACGACGUCGUCUUCUUCUGAAUCCGAACGGUCUCUCAAAGAAUCUGCCCCUGAGAUUCAGCAGAAUGGGAGGACCAUAAUGGUGAAACCGAGGAGCGAUCCAGAUGCGAUUUUCAUCAAACAAAGUGCAAAUAUUCCCUAAUGGUGUAUCAGACAAUGCCAACUUUCAGACAGCAUCACCACUGUGACGCCUCCCAUUGAAUACGGUAAAAACAUUAACCAAAAGCGGAAAAAUGGGAAUAACGGAAUGUACCUCACACCUGUGGAAACUAUAAAUCCAUCGUCAAACGGCCACUUGGAAGUUGCUCAGUCAAACGGAAACCCGGUCCCUCCAAUUGCGCUUGAUAAUGUGAGAAUUCUUCUAUAUUUGGGCAGUUGUUCAAUUCAGUUAACUUUUCUUUUUCAGCUCUCAAUUGCGUCUUCGACUGUCGAAAAGCCGUUGGAUUUAUCGUGGCCGGAAGCCAAUCACAAGAAACUUUUGUAUCUUUUCCUCGCUCCAAUCACUUUUCCGUUGGCCUACACACUUCCAGACGUCAGAAAACCGGUCAGGAUUGAAAGUGGUUGAAACAAUUUAUAACAAUUUGUUCAGAAUCUGCGCAAGUUCUUCGUGAUCACAUUCAUCGGCGCGAUUCUGUGGAUUGCUGCCUACUCGUAUCUGAUGGUUUGGUGGGCGAGCACUAUCGGAGAGACGUUCGGAAUCCCCACUGAAAUCAUGGGAUUGACCAUAUUGGCCGCGGGGACCAGUAUUCCUGACCUCAUCACCAGGUGCUUUUUCCUUCAAUUCUGGGUUAGAAAAACGAGUGGUUUCAGUGUGAUUGUGGCUCGAAAAGGUCUCGGGGACAUGGCCGUCUCUUCCUCCAUCGGAUCGAACCUCUUCGAUGUGUGCGUCGGUCUUCCGAUUCCCUGGCUCAUUCACUUUUUCAUCGGACUCUUCAAAUCUGAUCCAACAGAAAACAGUGAGCAAUUCAAGUGGUUCUUCUCAAUUCCAACUCCUUCUCUCUUCAGUUUCGGUCACUUCGAACGGUCUCGUUUGUUCGCUCGGUCUCCUCUUCGCGAUGCUGAUCGUUCUGCUGGCGUGCGUCGCCAUCUCCAGGUGGAAAAUGGACAAAUUCUUCGGACUUCUCAUGAUAUUCUCCUACUGCGCCUUCUGCAUGCUUUGUAUUCUACUCGAAACUGGACACCUCAAAUGUCCACUCAGAAAUAGUUGCUGA